This is a messenger RNA of Acanthoscelides obtectus, 1709 nucleotides long. The record is from the annotation of a GenBank genome assembly. NCBI's taxonomy places the organism in Eukaryota, Metazoa, Arthropoda, Insecta, Coleoptera, Chrysomelidae.
UUUUUCGAUCCAAUAUCUAGAUCAACUUGUUAUUUUGUACGGUUUCAUUUUGUUAAAUAACACGUGAUUUCUAUAGUUAGGCAUUGAGUAGUGAGAAAAUGAAGUUUUGGCUAAUUUUUUUGUGUUCCGUCAGUGGACAUGAUACCGCUAAGAUACUGGCAACCGUCUUCACACCAAGUUACAGUCAUCAGAUUACAUUCCGACCUCUAUGGAUAGAGCUGUCCAAAAGAGGUCAUCAGGUGACCCUUUUAACAACCGAUCCUAUGAAGGACCCAACUCUGUCCAACAUAAGAGAAAUUGACCUCAGUGGAUCGUAUGGAAUCAUGGAGAAAUACGGAGCUUCAGAGGCUUUAACCAAUCAAACAGAUAAGUUGAAAGCUAUCAAAACCUAUUUGGGAGCGUUGUCUAAGACUGCAGAUUGGCAACUAGGACAUCCUGAUGUUCAAAAGAUUGUCAGGAAUCCAGAUGAGAAGUUUGAUUUGAUCAUCACGGAGAUUGUUUAUCCCACGCAUAUGGGAUUUGUUGAUAGAUUCAAGGUGCCUUUCAUAGGCGUAGCCUCUUUCAACCAAGAACGCAGCCAUCGAAGACUGGGCAACAUGGUCCAUCCCAUCAUCUUUCCAGAUGGCAGUUUACCCAUGCUUCCACCUCUUACGUUCAUGGAGCGUCUACUCAGUGUGUUUCAUACAGUUUUCAUGUGGUGGUACAGCGAUUUUGUGUUAUAUCCUGAACAAACUGCUGUGGCUAGAAAACAUUUGGGAGAAGAUAUUAGAAAUUUGGAGGAAAUAGAAGCAGAUAUGAGUUUCUUAUUUGAAUCGUUGAAUCCAGCAAUUACUAAAGUUAGACCGAUUGGGCCGAAUACUAUCGUUAUCAGCGGAAUGCAUCUUAAAGAGCCUAAGCCUCUGCCCAAGGAACUGGAACAAUAUAUGGAUAAUGCCAAAGAAGGGGUGAUAUACUUCAGCUUAGGCACCAACGUAAAAGCCUAUUUACUGAAUGAUAAUAUCAAAAGAGCACUUCUUGAAACAUUCGCUGAGUUGCCCUACAAGGUUUUGUGGAAAUACGAGGGCAGUGCUAUCGAGAAUUUACCAAAAAAUGUAAAGAUCAUGAAAUGGAUACCACAACAGGAUUUGUUAGGUCAUCCAAAUGUUAAACUCUUCAUGACUCAGUGCGGACUUCAGUCAUUAGAAGAAGCAGUUGUCAAUCAUGUACCAAUGGUAGCCAUUCCAUUCAUGCCUGAACAAAAAAGAAACGCAAAAAUUCUGAACGAGAAGGGCAUAGGCUUGUCAUUGGAUAAUAGAAACAUGACGAAGGCAGCUCUGAAAAUGACGAUUUUAGAAGUAAUAAAUAACCCCAAGUUUAAGAAGAACACAAUUGAGUUGGCUAAUUUAUCAAAGGAUGUGGAAAAACCUGGAGUAGAAAAGGCAGUUUGGUGGACAGAAUACUGUCUAAGAAAUAAAGGAGCCAAGCAUUUGAAGAGCCCAGCUGCAGAUAUACCACUUUACCAACUUUUGUUGUUGGAUGUUCUAGCAACAGUGAUUGCAGUACUGUUAGUUAUAGUUAUCAUAGCAUUUUUAAUUAUCAAAAUUUGCGUUCGAAUUCUAAGGUAUCUAUUGAGAUUUAUAUGUGGAAAAGAUACAAAAAUAAAACGUAAAACACAUUAAAAAUGAACGUUUAAUUUUUUCGUGCCGUUGUAAGAAUUCCAGGCUCCGUGU